Letharia lupina is the source of this 1695-nucleotide messenger RNA. RefSeq lists its product as uncharacterized. Bases 1 to 1695 code for a protein of 564 amino acids. The transcript has 5 exons. Lineage: Eukaryota; Fungi; Ascomycota; Lecanoromycetes; Lecanorales; Parmeliaceae. The record is from RefSeq and is a predicted model, not a curated record.
AUGGCGGAGCAAUACUCCGAGCUCGAAGUUGCGCCCAACGAACACACGGCGCCAUUCCCGGAAGUCGUCGACCAAGCUGCACAUGCGCCGGAACGAGACCUCUCCGGCGAAUCUCCAGAGCUUGACAAGAAGUCAUGGCCGCCCCAAAGCCUCUCCCCUACCUCCGAGACCACUGCCUACACUCCCUCUAGACCCGACUUCAAGGACAGAGUCAGCGAUUCUGCGCCAGAAUAUGGCUCCCCAGAUCCAAACUACGAUCCAAAUAAAGACAGGGAAACACUGAAGGAGGCUGGCUCCCCUCCUCCACCACGAACGCCUUUCGCGAAUCUAGAUUCGCACCCAGAAGUCGCGUCGCAUAAGGAAGGGUCGGAAAGACCGCAAAAGCGGCGAGGCCUGGUCUUCUGGGUUAUCAUCGGGCUGGUGGGCUUAAUCGUCAUUGCGAUUGCUUUGGGCGUAGGCUUGGGUGUUGGUCUGACUAGGCAUAAGAGUUCGAAGUCCUCUACAAGUACUUCUCCGUUGGUGGCAAACUCUACAUCGAACGCGUCAUUACCUCAUGGAAUCUACAACGAUUCGUCGGUAUCGAUCGUGGCAUUGGGGGAUGGGGACAAACGAUUAUUGUUCCAGGAGGGCACUGGGAAUAUUCGGGAAGCCCUUUUCUCCCAAUCAGCAAACUCGUGGACGAGUGAUAUCAACAACGUAGUAGCGGCGGAUGCGAGGAAUAAUACGCCGCUAGCAGCACUGCUCGUGAAUAGCACAGGCACUCCCUUUGCCGAUGAUACAGGACCUGUGAUCUUCCUCUUCUACAUAACCGCCACCAACCAACUCGCCAGCAAACAAUUCAUCUCAGGCUCAUGGACCACCCGCGACAAUUUCUCCCCAGCUGGAACCCCUAACAUGACCAUCACGACCGCCACCAACACACGAGCUUUGUCGUGUACAUUACUCAAUAAUAACGUGCUCUCAGGCCAAGCAUUCGUCUUCUACGUAGCUCAAAAUGGCAGUGUGGAAUCUUUAACGAUCACCCCGACUUCCGCUGACAGCAUCGUCGCAAGUCCUGGUCCGAGCUUACCAAGUGGCUUGCAAGGAGGCCAUGUACUGGCGUUGGCUGCGGGUGCGUCGGAUGCCAACACUGUCGUUACUCCACAGGUUGGGGUCCUUACGUCAAACGGUAGUGUAUAUUACGACUUGUAUUUCUCCUUCUUCAACAACAGCGCCUGGACCGCACCGGAGCUCCAAACACUCCUCGUCCCCGCCCUGCCCCCCACCGAACAAUUCACCUACCCCACCUCCCUCACCCUCGCAAACGCCUUCCCCGCCACCGCCACCUCCCUCCCCUCCACUCCCACCAACGCCCCUUCCGACCCCUCCCUCCAGUCAGCCUCCUACAACGAGUCCCUCAUCGGCGACGUCGACAUCGCACAGGUCUUCGUCAACAAUCCCACCUCCCUCUCCUACACCCUCUUCGGCUUCUGGGUCAACGGCACCGAUCUGGCGGCUUACACGACGAAGAACAUCGGCUUGAGCACGCAGCCGAAGAGCACGUUUCCGUACAGUAGGUUGGCGGGCGCCGUCGGCGGGAAUGGGAGUGAUGUGCUGCUGUAUCAUCAGAUUAAUGGAACGAGUUGGGCGGAGGAUGUAUAUAAUCUGGACGGUGGAUUCUUCACGACGAGUUACUUUGAUGUCGCGACCGAGUGA